AUGGAUGUCCCUUUGGAGAGAGGCUUAUGGAAAGGUGAAACUUGUGGAACAGCUGCCAGUGCUACUGAGGAUGAAGCAGGAACCUUGAAAAGCCCAACGAUAGCAGAUAGAAGCCCCUGUUCUGAACAGAUGGCCAUUCACCUGUGUGAGCCAUUUACAGAAAGUGCCAGGUGUAAGCUCUGUCCAAACAACUGGGUUGCACGGGAGGGGAAGUGCUACUGGCUUUCUAAAGAGAAAUGGCAAUGGCUUGGGGGCUACAACGACUGUUCCAGGAAGAGAUCUCAAAUGCUCGUGGUCCGGGAUUGGGCAGAAAUGGAAUUCAUACAGGACUUCACUCAAGAGAAAUAUCCUGUCUGGAUUGGACUUAAUGUUACACAUCUGCGCAACACCUGGAUCUGGGUGGAAGGCUCAGCCUUAAAUCAAGCCCUGUUCCCACUGCCUCUUCCAGGAACUGGAGCUGGUUGUGGAGUUGUGAAAUCCGGUCAAGUUCGCUCUGAAAUGUGCACCGCUGAAUUUAGGUGGAUUUGUGAAAAAGAAGCCAUUUUGUUCUAACCUGUGAAAGCCAGCCAUAUGCUAAUAUGAUAAACCAUUUUUAUUUACCUGAACCACAAAGGCUUCAUGAGGGAGAGCUGCUAUCCCAAGUAAUCAUCAUCCCCUCUAAUAAAAUUAGGUGGUAGCUUCUGAACGCUCAGGGGACUCCUUAGAUAUGCAGACAUAUAUAUAACUUUGUAAAUUGAAUGUCCAAGUAUUUUUAUUUUUUAAUUCCUGAAACAACCUCCUGAACUCGGUGACCCCCUUCAGUCCAAGCCCCAUAUCUCUGACACACUCUGCUAUCUUGCAGUGUUCAUUUGUUUUUCUAGUGCAGCACUGGAUGUGGUGAGUACGCACUUGAGGACUGCCUUCUGCACUGAAGCCGUGCUGGAAAUGGACAGGGCAGGGCAGAGUGGGAUAGAGGCGUCCUAUUGUAUGCCAUGGUGUGGUCUGGAGAAUUUCCCGUGUCGUAUCUUCACUGGUUUCAAAGUUUUUGCAUAUUAGUAAAAUGUAAGUAAAAGACAGUCAUACCUCGAAAGUCGAACGCCUUGCAAUUCGAACUUUUGGCUCCCAAAUGCCACAAACCCAGAAGUGAGUGUUCCGGUUUGCGAAUGUUCUUUUG
Molecule: messenger RNA, 1153 nt
Organism: Podarcis muralis (Common wall lizard)
Lineage: Eukaryota; Metazoa; Chordata; Lepidosauria; Squamata; Lacertidae
Source: RefSeq, a predicted model, not a curated record